UUCUUUCAACAAUUCAAUGUUAUGAAUUAAUUCUGGUGUUGACAAAAUAAUCAUGAAGACUAUUGUCAUCGGCUAUUUAAUCGAGUAUCAUGACCAUAUUAUUGGACAUUGUCACAGUAACAAGCCACAAACAAUUAUUUAAAGCUAUUUUUCACUAUUUACAAUCAAUGAAUUUAUUUGGAACCGGCAUAAGGCUCCUUUCUUAUUUUUUUUCUGGGCUAUAUACUGUACUUGAUGUCAUGGGCACCUGUGUCAGCUGCUCGAUUGUUGCUGCUACUAAUAACCAACUGGUCUAUAUAGGGAUAAAUUAAUAGCAUCCAGCUAGAGCCAACGUAAUUCUUUAUAUUGAUUGUGCAUUUGUUUGUUUUGUUUCUCGUGUUUGUUAUUGUCCAUCUGUUUACCUUGUACUGAGUCGAACCAUGUUCAUUAAAUAAUCAAAUAGAUAUUGGUGGAUUGAUUUCUAUGAUUAUUAUAUGUUUGAAUGCAAUAGUGGGCAAUCAUGAUGGCCAACAUAUCGUUACAAACGCAACAAAAUACCAAUCUGCAAUCGAUCAUGCAAGUUUCGAAUGGUACGGCAUCAUCAGGAUCGGUUGCCAACAAAGUACUCAUCGGUGGACAUUCUCAUCCGUUUACAUCACAUCAUCAUCACAACCAUCAUCAUCGUCAUACUUUGACAUUUCCAAAUCUGGAAACGUUAUUUGGAACAUCAACAUCAACGACUAAUGGAUCAUCCCAUUCGAUUUUAACGCCGACGACCAAUGCCACAAUAAUAAACGGAAACAAAAUUGUCGUACGGCCUGUCAUCAGUAAUCCAAAGUUAAACAAGAAUACCACAUUAGCUAGAAUUCAACAAAUAACCAAAUUUCCUGAUCAUCCUUCAACUGAAUCUAAUAACAAAGGUGUGUGCUCGACAAUCACUGGCGGCAAUGGAAAUUUGGUCCUAUAUUCUUCCAACAUAUGUAAUUCGACGAGAUCUUUGAUCAACAAUGUAAAUUAUGUCAUCAACAACAAUAGUUCAUCUGUCAAACAUGCAUUGGAACCAAUCGUUCUCAAACCGAAAGCGGAUGAACUAUUGACUACAAAUGAUCGAAUAAAAUCCAAAUCUUCAUCGAAUGCUACCUUGACUGAUACUGCAUCAAAGAUCUUGUGGAAGCGGGCCAAAUUUAACAAUAACACGUGUACACAGCCAUCCACGAAUGCAAAAUGUCAUAUUACGACCGUCAAAAUAGAGGAUCCCGAACAAAUACAAGUUUCAAUCAAUCCGAAAUCAAUGUUCUUCACUCAAUCAAAUGUACAAAAGAUGUCCGUUCCUCCUAUCCAUAAUAAACAGCUAACUAGUAGCAAUGUUAAAUCGACCAAUGAUCAAAUUAAUACCGACAAUGGUACACAGAAUCAACAAUCAACCAACAAGACCGCCACUCGAUUUGUUGGCAUCGUAAAUCGGCUUAAUUCAUACCACAACGAAACGCUACCAGAAAAUAUCUUCGAUACAGACGAUGAAGAUGAUGACGAUGAUCUAGACAUGAAUUUCGGGCCUUAUUAUCAUCACGAUUCUACCACCAUCGCUGGUGUUGAUAAUCUAACCACAUCGAGUGGUUCACAAUCUGAUCCUAUAAACACCAAUUCUAGCCAACAUUCAUCGAUUACCAGUCAGCCAUUAAACACUAUAAUUCAAUUGACCACACCGGAUUCACUACAGCCGACGAUAGCCACAAAAAUUACGUAUCCUAAACUAUCGAAUUUGUCGCUUGCUACCGAUCAUAAUGAUUCAACUACGAUUGGAUCAGUAAAUGUUACGAAUGGCAAAUGUAAUGAUACACCUGUUCACUUACUUGAUUCAUGCAAGGCAGCCAUUCCUGUUACUGGCACUAUUCAACCACAACAAUCCAAUCUGACUACGACUCUACCGUUCAUAUCAAAUAAAGUAACCGAAAAUGUGGUCAAGAAACAGCCUAUACUCGAUUCCUCUUUCAUUACCAACACCCAAAACCAAACAAAUUGUACCAUUCCUCAUACGGCUACAAUUAUUUUAGCAUCAUCAUCAACAGGACAGACGGAAUUGAAUUCAUUCGAUUCUUCUAAAACCACUUGUGAAAACAGUAAAUCCAAGACGAAAAAGUCAUCAAAACUCGUGAAAAGGUCGACCAUUCAUAAAGAUGGAACCACAGGUCAAUCGAGAAAAAAUGGCCAGAGAAAAAAACCAUCAGCGGUCAAAGCAACCAACCAACAGCAGCAACGUUUGCAGAUGUUGCAACGAAAACGACGACAAGUUUGGUUUCAAUUAUUACCCCAGAUCACGGCCAAAAAAGAUCGAAUUUCGGCUGCCAAAAUCGAAAGAAGACAACGUCUUCGAUUGUUAGCUUCCGAAUGCCAGAAACAAUAUAGCAAACAGAAAAAUACGACAUCCGUACAAGGACCACAUAAAUUGGAUUCUGUUUGCAAUACGGCCACCCAAUCAUUUUUGACUCAAAGUGAAGUCUUGUCAGUUGAUCAUAGCAAAAUACGUGAAACAACAAUGGCCAAAUUUGGUACAUCGAUAAUGGCUUGAUUGAGCUCCCUAAAAUAACUAGAAUCGAAUAGAUCUCCAAUGUCAGUUGCUGAUGGCACAGGAAAUCACCAUUAACAUGGUUUCAAGUAGCAGACAGAUUGUACGAUUUUUUAACGAUUAUAUCGAGCUUACGACUGCUAUCAACAAUACGACAUUUCUCUUUAUGGCUUAGCUUGUCUCGAUAAUCUUCAUCAUCAUCAUCAUCUUUCGGUUCUGUGGUCGUCAAUUCAUCACUUGCGAAUUUUUGCAUAUAUUCACAUUAUAAAUACAUGCGCAUAUUGAUUUCUUGUUUACUUUUCUAUACUAUAUUAUUGCAUUGAUAUCUCAUAAUAUAUUUGAUAAUAAAAUGAAGUCAUGUUUUUCUUAUCUAA
Dermatophagoides farinae (American house dust mite) is the source of this 2919-nucleotide messenger RNA. The record is from RefSeq and is a predicted model, not a curated record. Lineage: Eukaryota; Metazoa; Arthropoda; Arachnida; Sarcoptiformes; Pyroglyphidae.